UCACGGUUUUCUUGGGAUGUUCACGGUCUUACAUGACCGUGAAGAAGAGCCAUUGGCCGUGAAAUUUGAGGCGUCCUGAAUUGGAGUUGGUUGUAUGUAUUUACCAAAACAACCUAAUCCUUUUUUGCUAAGGCCCGGGGAUCGACGAAGCAAAUAAUAUUUUUGUUCCAAUUUUUUCCUUUUCUUUUCACGCUGAAUCAAACUUUUCUUUUCCAUAAUCUUUAACUCCUAUUAGUAUCGCUGAUACAAGUCGGAUCCUAGAGCCAAAGUGCAAGUUACUGACGCCAAUUGUGUUCGCGGUCGCUAAGACCGUGAACAGGAGUUGUGGACCGCGAACACAAGCAAGCGAAGCGGUGCGUUUCGGCGCCCAAUUGGAGUUCACGAAUGCGUUUCAGUGUUCACGGCUGUGAACUGGAGCCGUGAACACAACAUGUUCACUGUUUAAAAGCUGAGCUGAAAGGAAGAUAGAGGGGGAGAGCCCAUUUGAGUUAGAAAGCCUUCUUCUGAUUUCUAGAGAGAGAAACACGAACCAAAGAAGAAGGAGCCUAGGGUUUUGCUCCAAGGUGGAUUUUGAAGGCGUUUGAAGGUAAGUCAUGGUUGUGCAAAAAAGUACUUGGCGCUGUUAUUGGGCUUAAAUAAUUUUGUUUUCUUAAAUAUAGUAAGAUUCGUUAGAACAUUCCAACAAAAAUGGCAUUAUCUAAAACUACCUUAAAAUACAAAAAAUUCUAAGAUUUUCUCCAAGGAAAGUUCAACACAAGGGCUAAGAAGAUUGGAAGCCUCCUCCAAAAUGGUUUCUACCCCUUCUCCUUGUGUUUCUCCCAUUUCUAGCAUGGAGUAGAAUUCUUUUCACUUGGGAGUUGUGAAACCCUAACUCUACCAUGUAGUUUUAUUUUAUGUGAAUUGAAUGAUUGUCAUUGGGUAUUGUUUAAUUCAAAUGUUUGAGGUAUUAUUCAUCUUGAUUGUGCAUGUUUGUGCUUAGCAUCCUUAGGUUUGUGCAUGUCUAUGCUUAGCAAUCUAAUUAGCCACUUAACCUAGUCUAGAGAGGGAAACCCCCCUUCCAAGGGAGUCUCAAUUGAGUUGGUAUCCCUAGGGCUUUUCAAGUCUUCUAACUAGGUUAAUUUAGGGCAAACCUCAAUAUUGGAGUAAGCACUUUGGUUAAGCGCGAUUAAUCCGUCCAACCCUUGGGUUGAGUGAGGGAGUAAGUCAACCAUUAAUUGCCCAAACCAAGAGGGCCUAGUGACAUCCUAUAAUGCAUGCCUCGGUUUAGCUUAGCGUGGUCUACGACCAUAUUUGAGUCCCCUAGCGGUCAGCGAUCACCUUGCCCAUAGCAAUACUUUCGAUUCACAUACCAUGGUAGUAGUUAGGGGGAAGCGACACCCGAGUGAUCCUUCCACAAAAGAGCUUUCAAAACCAUUCACCUUUGUCCUGUUUUACUUUAAUUAGCAAACUUUUCAACCAAAACCUUAUUGCUAGAUAAUAAUUCAAAUGACUAAAGUAGGAGUAGACGGACUGGCCCGGGUUGAUAUUUAAAUAUACUUAUCCUGUACUGCACCCGACUAAGGUUUAUACUUGGACCUUAGGCGGGAAAUUAUUGUAGUAUUUAGAACGAGUAAAUGACAAAAUGAGCCAUCAAGCGCGCUACAUGGUUAUUCAUCCCGGGACAGUGCUGUCAAUAGCCAUUUCCCAUGGCCUGCAGAUAUUGGCAGAUGCUUCGGCAUAUCACACCAAUCUCGGAUUGCACCGAUCUCACUUCAUCCAACUUUUGCAUAAGCGUUCGGCAAUCCGACUCUAACACUGGGUCCGCAAUUCCUAGCUGGUGGCCACUGGCCAGUCUGAAGCCCGAACUCUGCUGGAAAGACCUUUGCCAUCUCAUGUUCCCAAUCCUUCGUGAUCUUCUUUGUUGCCGCAAAGAUACAUUUGCCAUUCUCAUCUCUAGCUACCACUCCAAGAUCGGCAGCGCCUCCCUCCAGAAUACCAGCAUCUGUAUUGAUUUUUAUCUGUCCUGUACGUGGUUGGUUUCGUCCAACCCCACCGAGUCUCUCGCGCUUCCUCCUCUACCCUUAUCCUCUGUUGUUGCUGGUAGUCGAGCAAGAAAGAGUUUGCUUUGCCGACUAUUUCUCCCUCUGGGAGCUUCUUCCCAUUGAACAUAGAUGUGUUCCUCUCCUUCCACAGGAACCAAAGGAGGGCUGCUCACGCUUCUAUUGAAGCUUCAUCCACUGAUUCAUAUAUCAUCUUUACCUAGGCAUAUCAAUCACCCUGCCCACGUAGAAGAAGAAAUGUGAAAGGGUCGAAGCUCUCCACUGGCGAGUUGUCCAUUCACAUUCUUCAAAGUAGUAAAUCUGCGUCUCUCGGUUGUCACAAAAGGCACAUUUGUCACUCUACUUCCUGCUCUUAGCACUAAUAUGGUCACUCAUCGGAUGACUGGUAAGGAUGACUAAAACCAUAAUUGAUCAUCCUAUAGGGUUCUCAUGAUCAGUUUAACAGAUUGUCUCGAACAAAAUCUACAUUAAUAAUAACUAUAAUGAAAAAGUAUUAUAAUUAUUGUUAUGUAUUAUAAAACAAUUAAAAAAUAAGAAAGCCAUAGUCCCUCCCCUCCCUCCUUCUCUUGCACCCCAAUUUGGAGGUAAGUCAAAAUAGUAAAUUUGGUCCUCCGUAAUGUUAUAAAAAAAACUAGGUUUGUUUUAAUGGUGGAUUAUGCGGCUACUUUCCAACAUGUAAGGGUCUUGUCAAGGGGAUCCGCUUUCACCAUACUUGUUUACUAUUGCUAUGGAGUUGUUAUCAUGUCUUAUGAGUCAAGCAGUAUUUACAAAUCAAAUCCACAUCUUCCUAGGAGUAAGGCUUUAGAGAUAUCUCAUUUAUGUUUUCCGGAUGAUCUCUUAGUUAUCACUAAUGAAUAUGUUAGCGCAGUGACUGGGUUAAAGACUUCUGGUAAGAUUUAUGAAGAUUUGGGUCUUAAGUGUAACAUAGAAAAAUGUCACUAUUCUGUGUUGGGAUUCCAGAGGAUGAAAUGUUGAUGAUAUCCGGAGUAAUAGGGACCCCUAUGGGUGGGUUGUUGAUAACACUGAAUUUGCACAUGUUUUACCCCCUCAUUUCUUGAUUGUUUAGCUUGGUGUUCAUAAUAAUUGGGUCUAUAUUACGCUAGGUUGUGUUCCUUUGUCACAUUUCAGGUCCUAGCACGUAAAGUGAAGCAUAGGCGCAAGUUUCAAGUCAAUCGGAGAUCAAUUGGAGACUCGGGGGAAGAAACUCGGGAAUGCCCCGAGAAAUAAUGGAUUUCUAUCUCAUUUAAUGGACAAAUAAUUAUAUAAUCUAGGCAUUCAAAUAAAGAGGAUGAGUCUACGAGCUUCUGGGAUCAAACGGCGACUGAUUCGGAUUUCGGAUGAGGGAGAAAGGACCAGAAAGACAAUAGCCUAUUUAAAGAUACACUUUCUACUUGGCGUAGCUUGUUACAUGGGUCGUACAUCCUGGCCUUCAAAGUUACUACCUAGACCAUAACUUUGGCAUUUUGGGCGUAACUCGGGGUCAUUGGAGGCAGAAUACAUUCGAGAAGUUAUGGCCUGAACCCCAAAGGUUACGACCGUAACUUGAGGCCGUAACUUGGCUUCUGUGAGCGGUAUAAAUUCGUUUUUGCGGAUUCUGAAGGAGGAGAGCUGGGUUUUGGAUCCCAAACACCCAAGGGACGAACCCUAGAGAGAGAGAGCACCUUGCGAAUAUUCUUGGAGCUAUUUUGGAGGAUUUCUUCACCAUUGGAGAUCUGGAAACAAGCUUGGAGAUGGGGAUUGAAGAUCUAGAUCAGAUUUCUGCAUUCUCUCUCUUCUCUAUGGAGUACUUUCCUUCACUUAGGUUUUGAGGAACCCUAGAUUUGUAUGCUAGGAAGAGUUGUAUGAACUUAAAUUCAUGAUUGAUUGACGUUUUAUAUUCAGUUGAGGCAUUAAUUUAGAAUUACUUGAGUCCCGAUCAAACUUUUAAGAAUCCCGCUUUAACCUAGAACGAUAGUCUCUACAUAGGUUAAUAGAGCAACCUCAAUUGG
Linum trigynum is the source of this 4027-nucleotide messenger RNA. Lineage: Eukaryota; Viridiplantae; Streptophyta; Magnoliopsida; Malpighiales; Linaceae. The record is from the annotation of a GenBank genome assembly.